AUUGCAUCAAAGAUGGACCUGACCUUCUCAAUGCCAAGACAUGAGAUUGUGGAUGCAGAAACUCCAGUGAAAACAUUGAUGGAGCGGUGGCCAGCACUUUUUACAGAGAGACAAGUGUUUGCAGAGUUUAACAGGAUAGUCACCACAGAUCUGCAGAGUAACUUUUAUGGUGCUGUGGAUCGCUACACACCACGCUUUGUCACAAUCUUCAAGUCCAAUACAGGGACCGUUGGAGAGAAAUUGGAUGAGCUUAUGCAGCAAAUGAAUAUAGGGAAAGAAGCAGAUGUGACAGCAAUGCGCACUCUUGUGCUCCGGGGCUUACCUAUCCUGCUUGGUGAUGAUGCCAGUAACUUCUACAACACUUGCAAUUACCCCCCUCCCCAUGGCCCGCUCCUGAGUGCCAAGGACCCCGAAGACGUGGUGGAUGUCCUCUUCCUCUGGGUGCUGGCCGGACCAGCGAGCAUUGAAGAAGAAAACCGCUACAAUCCUCCGCUGAACCAGAGUAGGGCGCCGUUGUUGGCGGAAGUGCUCGCUGGUGUCGGGGAUGCAGGAAGUGGUGGGGGGAAUAGAGCUGGGAAGGGUAGGGGGAAUAGAGCGCAGUCUCAGGAGUACCCCCUGGCCUGCGAGGGGCUAUUGGGGUAUGUGUUGAGUGGGGCGGGGCUGAGAGCAGUAGGAACGGAGUGA
Messenger RNA from Carassius carassius (crucian carp), 684 nucleotides. RefSeq lists its product as uncharacterized. NCBI's taxonomy places the organism in Eukaryota, Metazoa, Chordata, Actinopteri, Cypriniformes, Cyprinidae. The record is from RefSeq and is a predicted model, not a curated record. Bases 13 to 684 code for a protein of 223 amino acids. The transcript is spliced from 6 exons.